Wasmannia auropunctata (little fire ant) is the source of this 1130-nucleotide messenger RNA. RefSeq lists its product as uncharacterized. NCBI's taxonomy places the organism in Eukaryota, Metazoa, Arthropoda, Insecta, Hymenoptera, Formicidae. The coding region runs from base 169 to 870 and encodes 233 amino acids. The transcript has 3 exons. The record is from RefSeq and is a predicted model, not a curated record.
UGUGUGUGAGGCUAACUUAAUUGCGUUCUUCGAGAUCGCUGACGGCUUACGUAUAUAACCGAUGCGCGGUCGAUCUUUCCCCUCAAACGCCGCUUAAGAGUCCGACCAAGAACUGGAAAGCCGCAAUCAAGAUAUUUGUGACAGAAAGAAAGGAAGUACCGCUCUACGAUGAGGUUGACAUUAACGCUCUUUUUACUGGCUGUCUCGCUGAGCCUGAACAGCGCGCGAGCUCGUCAGCGCACAAACGUUAUAUUAAAUUCCACCGAUCGAUCAAUCGAUCAACCAGAUUACACGCAAUCACGCAAAUCCCCAGAUGAUGAGAGGGACAUCAAGCGGGUGCAGAUCCACAAUCAAAUUGGAUUGGACGGUAAAGUGCGAAGAAUCCAGUUGGAUUCCGAGGAAGAUAAACCGGGUAUUCGCGCGUACGGUCUACCGAAAAGACGUUUACAAGAUAACGGCGUUAUCGAGAGAUUGCAUUUUGUAGAGGAUCGUCGCAUCGAUGACACCUCGAAAAGUGGUCGAUUGGUAGAAGCCUACGGAAUAUUGAAAAACAAGAUGGAGACUAACGGCUUCAUAGAAAGAUUGCCAUUAUCAAAUACAGCUCGUCAACCUCCUAAGUUAGACGACGAAAACGAAAGUGUUAGAACAAGAAGAUUUAUUCGUACGGGAUCCGAGAACAAGGUCGAAGAAAAAGUUUUAAACGAGGCGGAAGACAUGAUGGCACAAGAUUCUAAGGUUUUCAGACCGCUCUUCGUCUACAGACAGCAAGUGGCUGCCAGGGAAAAACGGAAGCACGCGAGGAAUCUAGCACAUAGGAAUCACCGGCAUGCGACGCAUCAACCUUGCUAUCAUCAACACGUGACCUACUGAUCUUAUCAACAAGAUCGUGAAUAUUAAGCGAGGCAGUAGUGUCGCGAGGUGCGCAAAAAGGAAGACAGGCCAUGUGAUUAUUUCACAUAUUUUUUAUUCUGCAGAGGCAAUUAGAUUUCGUUUAUAUUAGACAGCCACUUUUCAUUUCUCAGAUAACAAGUGUAUAAAGAAAAAUUGUCUAAAGAAAUCUUACUCUUUUAGAUCUUCUUAAAUUAUUUUUAUAAAUCUUUUAGACCUUUUACAGUAAAAUUUUAUCUUUG